CGUUCUCUUCAUCAUUCGCCAUACUUGUUCGUUGAACUACAGUGUGGGAUUUGGUGUCAGUCGUCUUUUUGACGCUCACUCCAAAUUGUUCAAUAAAAAGCUAUAAAAAGUACAAAAAAAGUUUAAAAUUUAAAAACUCGUUAUAAAAAUACGCUUAUCGACAAGGAGUCGACUGAAACAAAAGGAAACUCGGAGUAAAGCAGAACAACCCCGGACCACAUCAACGCGCUCACGGCCUAACAUACUGCUUGAACAGUAUCACAUAGCAAAGUCAAGUUCCUGUAAAAUUAUUUGUUUGCAAGAAUAUCCAAAAUGAAUACUGGAGGUGGUGCAUCAAGUUAUCCAACAGCUUCACUUUAUGUUGGUGAUCUGAAUCCAGAUGUGACAGAAGCCAUGUUAUUUGAGAAAUUCAGCACUGCUGGACCUGUGCUUUCCAUACGAGUGUGUCGUGACUUGGUAACGAGAAGAUCUCUGGGCUAUGCCUAUGUAAACUUUCAGCAACCAAAUGAUGCUGAAAGGGCCCUUGACACCAUGAACUUUGAUACAAUUAAGGGAAGGCCAUGCCGAAUUAUGUGGUCACAGCGUGACCCUUCCCUUCGCAAAUCUGGUGUUGGUAACAUCUAUAUCAAAAACCUUGACAAAAGCAUUGACAACAAGGCGCUAUAUGAUACAUUCAGUGCUUUUGGGAAUAUCUUGUCCUGCAAAGUUGCACAUGAUGAGUAUGGUGUCUCCAAAGGGUAUGGAUUUGUACACUUUGAGACAAAGGAAGCAGCAGAGGAGGCCAUUGACAAAGUUAAUGGCAUGAUGUUGAAUGACAAGAAAGUGUUUGUGGGCCCUUUCAUCUCAAAAAAGGAGCGAAUGGAAAAAUUUGGUGAUAUGCCUAAGAGAUUUAAGAAUGUUUUCGUCAAGAACUUUGGUGAGAUGGUUGAUCACGAAGAAUUAAAAGAAAUUUUUUCACAGUUUGGAGCUAUCACAAGUUGUAUAGUUAUGACUGAUGAAACUGGAAAGAGUCGGGGUUUUGGUUUUGCUGCUUAUGAAGAUCAUGAAUCUGCUGAAAGAGCUGUCAAUGAAAUGAACAAUAAAGAAAUCAAAGGAAGGAAAAUAACAGUUUGUCCUGCACAGAAAAAGGCUGAACGAAGCAAUGAAUUGAAAAUGAGGUUUGAGAUACAAAAGCAAGAGAGAAUCAAUCGUUACCAAGGUGUGAACUUGUUUAUCAAGAACCUUGAGGACACAAUUGAUGACGAGAGACUGAGAAAAGAGUUCACCCCUUACGGCACUAUCACCAGUGCCAAAGUAAUGAGAGAUGAGAAGAAUGACUCCAAAGGAUUUGGCUUUGUCUGCUUCUCGUCGCCUGAAGAGGCCACUAAAGCUGUUACUGAUAUGAAUGGGAGGAUUCUUGUUUCCAAGCCCCUUUAUGUGGCAUUGGCUCAAAGAAAAGAGGAGAGACGGGCUCAACUUGCCACUCAGUACAUGCACCGUGUGUCUAGUUAUGGCCACGCUGGUGGUGCAUUGCAGUCCCAAAUGUACCCACAAACAGGAGGAAUCUACAUGUCACCUUUUCCUCAGAGGGCCAUUGCUUUGCAACAAGCGCAAGUUCCAAUGCAAGGCAGACCGAGAUGGGCAGCCCCAAAUCAAAAUCAAAUACGAUCAAAUGUGUCAUACAUCCAGACUAACGUUCAGAGGCAGCCGAGACCACGUCAGUCGAUGGGGGCUAGAGGAGUCAACCCACAGGCUUUGGCUGGACGAGGUGCUAUGCCCCAGCCUAGACCAUCUGUGGCACAACCAAGACCUCCAGCAUAUAAGAUCACUGCCACUGUUCGUAAUCAGCCAGCACAGGGCAAUGUUAUGAGCCAGCCAGCCGUCCCACAAGCAGACCCAGGAAUGUCAGUGCAGGAUCCAUUGACUGCAUCAUCUCUUGCCAAUGCAACACCCCAAGAGCAAAAGCAAAUGAUUGGUGAACGACUGUUCCCUAUGGUGCAAGAAUUUGAACACCAUCUUGCUGGAAAGAUCACUGGUAUGUUACUGGAAAUUGACAAUACUGAGUUGCUGCAUAUGUUGGAAUCACGCGAGUCGUUGCACACCAAGGUUGAGGAAGCCGUACAAGUGCUGAAAGCUCAUCAAGCCAAGGAAGCCGCUACUGCCGCCUCUGCGCCCGAGGGUGUUUGAGCGGGCGGAAAGCGUAUCAAAGCAACAACAGUGACUACAAUAUUUCAUUAAUUGGCGCCAAUUUAUUGGUUUACAGGAUGUGACGUUUAUGGUUUGAAUAAAUCAAGAUUGAAGAAACAUGAGUUGUAGUCAAUGAUUAUAGAUAAAAGCUGA
Molecule: messenger RNA, 2319 nt
Organism: Rhopilema esculentum
Lineage: Eukaryota; Metazoa; Cnidaria; Scyphozoa; Rhizostomeae; Rhizostomatidae
Product: polyadenylate-binding protein 1
Molecular function (GO): RNA binding
Source: RefSeq, a predicted model, not a curated record